Molecule: messenger RNA, 273 nt
Organism: Gongylonema pulchrum
Lineage: Eukaryota; Metazoa; Nematoda; Chromadorea; Rhabditida; Gongylonematidae
Source: the annotation of a GenBank genome assembly
AUGAAUUCUGUUGGAGCAGAUACUGGCGAAGAGGAUACAGGAAUGGAUUCUCCUGCAGCAGUCACUGGUGAAGAGGACACAAGAAUGGAUUCUGUUGGAACAGGUGCUGGUGAAGAGGACACAAAAAUGGAUUCUGUUGAAGUAGGUAUUGGUGAAGAGGACACAAAAAUGGAUUCAGCUGGAACAGCUGCUGGUGAAGAGGACACAAGGAUGGAUUCCGCUGGUGCAGGUACUGGUGAAGAAGACACCUCAGCCAAGAAAUGGCCAUUCUGA